This is a messenger RNA of Myotis brandtii (Brandt's bat), 2169 nucleotides long. It is a transcript of the gene NLRP11, whose product is annotated as NLR family, pyrin domain containing 11. The record is from RefSeq and is a predicted model, not a curated record. Lineage: Eukaryota; Metazoa; Chordata; Mammalia; Chiroptera; Vespertilionidae. The transcript is spliced from 4 exons. Gene Ontology annotation, biological process: regulation of inflammatory response. Gene Ontology annotation, cellular component: cytoplasm. Bases 1 to 2169 code for a protein of 722 amino acids.
AUGGCAGAAUCCGAUUCUUCUGACUCUGACCUGCUGUGGUAUUUAGAGAAGCUCAGCAGAAAGGAAUGUCACAGUCUGAGGAACCAGCUGGGACAAGAAUGCGUGGAGAUUGGACUCCCACCCAUCCCCAGGCUCGAGCUAAGCGAAGAAAAUCCAGACCUGGCCAACCAGUUGACAACGUUUUAUGAGGCCCAGCACCUCUGGAAUUUAAUGUACAACAUCUUCCAGAAGAUCCCUCGGAAAGACCUCUGUGAGAAGAUCAACGAUAGGCGGAACCGGAACAAAGAAGCACACAAGAUUCUCAUCAAGGAAAAGCUCCAGGGAGAAAGAUGCCUUCAUAACCGUAUUCAUGACAUACUCUGUCAGGACAUGAUCCUAGAACUUGUCAACAAAUUUGAUUUUGUCUUUCAUCAUGUGAGUCCGGAGGCUGCCAAGGCCCUGAAUGUGUUUCUGAUCGGACAGGAAGCAUCUGGGAAAACGAUGGUUCUAAGAGGGGCGCUGUUUGAGUGGGCCAAUGGCAACCUCUGGGCGGAUGUGUUCUCUUACGUGAUUCACCUCUCUUCUCAUGACAUCAAUCAGAUGACCUCUGGCAGCUUGGUGGCGCUGAUCUCCAAGGACUGGCCUGAGGGCCGGGCUCCCGUCGCUGACAUCCUCUCUGAGCCCCAGAAGAUCCUGUUUAUCCUUGAGGACUUGGAUGACAUGGAACUCACGUUCCGCAUAAGCCCGCAGGCUCUGUGCACCGACAGCAGGCAGCAGGUGUCCACGCCCGUCCUCGUGGCCAGUUUGCUGACCAGAAAGCUGGCCCCGGGCUGUCGCUUCCUCAUCACGUCCAGGCCCCGAGGCCAGGCUGUCACCUGGACGAUCAUGAAGAAGACAGACAUGCUCAUGACCCUGUCGUUCUCCCGUGAAAAGAGGCACAAGUAUUUCACCUUAUUCUUUAAGGACGGUCAGAGCGCCGAGGCGGCCUUCCAGCUGGUACAGAGGAAUGAGCUCUUCUUGCACCUGUGCCAAGCCCCCAUCCUCUGCUGGGCCACUUGCGUCGCCCUGCAGCGGCAAAUGAACCAGGGGGCUGAUUUGAAACGCUCGUGCCAAACGCUCACCGACAUCUACACUCAUUUUCUGGCGGACACGCUGACCGCCCAGGCUGCCGACCAGCGGCCCGUGGUCCCCCUGCAAAGUCUCUGCUCACUGGCGCUGGAAGGGUUGCUCCAUAACACGUUGCACUUCGCCGAGGAGGACCUCAGGAGCGUGGGGUUCACCCAGGCGGAUGUCUCCACGUUGCAGACCCUGGAGAUUCUCUGGCCCAGCAGCCACCUGAAAGGCCAUUACAGGUUCAUACACUCAAAAGUCCAGGAGUUCUGUGCAGCCGUCGCGUUCAUGCUGCCGCUGGCCGAGCACGGGAUCCCCUCGGCCUGGGGGAGGUGUAAAGGGAAGCGGGAACUAUAUGAUGAUUUCAGUCCCGUCAUUGCUUCUAUGUUCGGUCUUCUUAACAAGAAGAGGAGGAAAACUUUCGAGACGGCCCUUGGCUGCCGUCUCCUGACAGACUAUGUCAGCCAGUACCUCCUCACGGAAAUGAGGUGUUUUGGUGAUAAUUUGAAAGCCAUUGGGCACCACACACCUUUGUUUCAUGGUCUCUUUGAGAACCAGGAGGAAGAAUAUGUGAAACGGAUCAUGGACUCCUUUUCAGAAGCGAAUAUUUAUGUUAGAGACCACCGGGAUCUGAUGGUUUCAUCCUACUGUCUGGGGUACUGCCAGCGUCUACAGAAACUUAAGUUGAGUAUUCAAAACAUCUUUGAAAAGAAGUCUAAUGAGCAAUCAACUCCUAGGUUGACCUAUUUCUCGGUCGACACCAGGUUUGAAGACAUGUUCAAGGCAAUUGUUCACAACCGGAACCUGACAUGCCUUUGCCUGAGUUGCAUGCCCAUCUCUUCAAAGGUGUUUUCACUUCUGCACGAGGUCUUGGCCAAUCCGAUGUGCAGCAUCCAGCAUCUGAGCUUAAUGAAGUGUGAUUUGGAAGCCAGUGCCUACCAAGAACUUGCCUCUCUCCUCCUCAGCAGCAAGAACCUGAAGAAACUUACCUUGUCCAAAAAUGCUCUGAGUAGAGAUGGGAUGGAAGUUUUCUGUGAUGCUCUGUUCCAUCCAGACUGUGUUCUCGAGUCGCUGGUGUAA